AAAAUGUUCAGAAUGUAGGCCAAUAUCCAUCUCGUUCCAUCUUCUCCCACUGCCCGUCAGUGGGCUUCCGAGUGGAAACUUUCCAGCGGAUGCUUCAUAUUUAUACGUCCAGUACCGGUCUCAUUGUUCAAUCUGUGAUAUAGCGUUUCCCAUGAUCGUAACUUUUAUUCUGAAGGCGAAUAUAAACCGGAACUAAUGUUUUUUUAAGCGACUUCCUGCAAAAUGAGAAAAAAAUAAUAACUUCCAGGGUUAUCUUUUCCUCUACCUGCCCUGCGCCUGUUCAUCCCACCGCUGCGGCUGUUUUCUGCAGCGAUGUGGCAAGUGGCCCAACGAGGGGAUAUAAUGGGAUACGAGAAGCUGGAAGAGUUUGUGACAUUUGUUACAGAGACGGUUCCAGAGCUGCUCAGUUUUAGACAGAGAACCCAGCUCAUGUUGGGCUUACGAGCAAAGUUGGUUUUGGAGUUGUGCCGCACGGAGCAGACAGCAGGGCUUCAGAGCCAUCUGGACAGGAUCCACGCUGCAAGAUCACAUCCGGGGAUCCAGACGUGAGUCUUAAGAUAUUCCUCAAUCCUCUGUAAUGAUGUUCUCACUCGAUCUUGUCAGAAUUACAGUACAUUUAUUCAAGAGGUUAUUUCCCCAGUUUUGUUGUGCAGAAGCGGAAGCCUCUAAAUCAAAUUUCCUUGCACUGGUACAAACUCUUAUCCAAGACCCAGUUGAGAGGGAACAUUUCUUCCAGGAAGUGUUUCCUGUAGACUAUGGACCCAAGUAUGACUCUGCCCUGCAAGGAUUAAUGUGGGAGUUUCUCUCCAGGCUGGAGCAGCUCCUUCCAGUACCAGACCUCAAACAGACAGUGUCUUGGCUCAAUGCUGGACCCUCUGUCUUGGAAGAGUGUGUCAACUCUCUAUCUCAGCCUCUGCAGUUGAAGACUCUACUGCAACAUCAUAGAGAACUAGGAUAUUUGGACACCAAUGCAACUUCUUCCUCCUCUGCUGGCGACUGCAUCUUCUCCUCUCUGUCUUUCACUCCGGUAGUGGUGGUGGCCACUAGAAAGACAGACACAGAGAUCAAUCAGAGUUGAUGGAUGGUUGUAUGGACCCAGCCUUAUAUGGUGAAGAGAUGGAAACAGAGUCUGUAGUAGUGACUGAAUAUGCAGAAGUGGAGCUGGGGACCUGUACAUACACCAGAGAGGAAAGGGAGUUUAGUAUAGAAGACUGAGUCACAGAACCAAAGAGACAGUCAGGCUGACUUGAAUGGGGAAGAGCGGGAGAUGGUAGCCAAUGCAAGCGAGGAAGAACGUCAAGAGGGAGAAGUGGAGGUUAUUUGUGAGGAAGUGGGGCAUCCGAACGGAGACGCUGAGCUUGUUUCAGAGAAAACCAGUGCCAUGAACAUAGAGGAAGCCGUUUUCUGCGCAGAGGUGGGGGAUGUGUGUGUGGAUCUGGAGUCAAUGAAUAGAGAGGUGGAAAUGAUUUAUCAGGAGGAGGAGCAUGUUGAACAUCCGGAGUUAGUUGGGCCUAUAUGUGCAGAGAAUACAAUUGACAGACCGUCCAACCACUAUGAGAACCCACAUGAAGAAAAUGAUUUCACAGAGGAGGGGCUUGAGAAGGAUGAGCAGGAGAGAAAUGAAGCUGGUUAUGUCCCCCAAACUGUCACGGAUCAAGGAAGUUCCCAAUGUACGCCACAAGAAGUAAUGAACCAGCCAGAACUGGUCCCAUCCUGUCUGCACCAAAAACCCACAUUAGGGUUCCAGAGACUGGACGUCAGUGUCCUGCCUCUCCAAAUGUCCUCCAACUCUCAACCAUUGAGAAGAAACACAAGACUCCAGAUGAAGACCGUGGGAUCAAGAGGUCCCAAUGGAGGGCAGCUCAAGGCAUUGGAGGAGGCUAAUGGGACCUGCGGUGUCCCUUUAUACCUGUCUCCAGACCCAAGGGAAGACUCUGAAGACCUCAGCGCCACUUCUGACAGCUCCACAAUGAAUGGAAAUAAAGGUGGGACGGUGGAGGCUCCCUCUCUUGUCUUCGCCUGCUCUCAGUCCUCUUUUAACCAUGCUGACGAGGUGAACCUCCGGCAACACCUUAAAGCGCUUCACCCAGAGGAGUACAGAAGGAUGCUUGCUGAAAAUGAAACAGAAACCCCUACAGGGUCUUCCAGCAGCACCGCUCUGAACCCAUGUCUCUCAGACAUUCCCCACACACUGGGGAAGUCUGGCAAGCAUACAUCACACUCCAAAACAUGCUCUGUGUGUGGAAAGACCUUCUCUCGAGCGACAGAUAUGAGGAGACACCAGAGAUCCCACACUGGGGAGCGGCCUUAUAGGUGCACCCAAUGUAGGAAGACUUUCCAGUACUCCUUCGACUUGAAAAGACACCAGCGAAAGGGCCUAGGGUCAAGGCCGUUCCAGUGCUGCGCGUGUGGAGAGGGCUUCGAUCGGGAGGAAGAUCUAAAGACACACUGCAGUGUGGCUCAUUUAGCAGAGUCGCCAGUCUCUGACUGUGGGAUCAAGUUAAACCUCCCAGCAGGCCUUGAGAGUGAGCAGUGUCCCAGCGAAGAGGGUGAACACAAAUGUCCAGAAUGUGACAUGUCUUUCAGUCAGAUAUCCCAAAUGAAGCGACACCAGCUGAUUCAUUCCGGUGGUGACCCGCUGCAGUGCAACCAGUGUUUGAAGAAAUGUCAAAACUCGGAUGCCCUCACAAAACACAUGCAAAUGCACAAUGCGCGCGACCAUUCCAGUGUUCAAUAUGCAACAUGAACUUCACGCAGCUAGUUUGUCUUAGGCAACACUAUUUGAAUGCUCAUAAGGAAGAGGGUUCAUUUCUGUGUUCCCAUUGUCCUAAAAAUUUCCCAAGGCUAUCGAACUUGAUCAAACACCAGAGAACUCAUACAGGUGAGCGGCCUUACCAGUGCUCUCAUUGUCCAAAGAGAUUCACACAACUACAGAUCUUGACUAGACAUGAGAGAAUUCACACAGGAGAGAGACCAUUUCUUUGCCCUGACUGUGGAAAAGAUUUCUGUCCUCUGGUGAAUUGUCAAAACACCUUCAGUGUCACUCAGAGGAGAGACCCUUCCCUUGUCUGGAGUGUGGAAAGACUUUCAAGGCCAAUCGGUUUUUAAAGAAACACUUACAGA
This is a messenger RNA of Oncorhynchus keta (chum salmon), 3123 nucleotides long. Its product is annotated as zinc finger protein 530-like. The record is from RefSeq and is a predicted model, not a curated record. Gene Ontology annotation, biological process: regulation of transcription by RNA polymerase II. Gene Ontology annotation, cellular component: nucleus. Lineage: Eukaryota; Metazoa; Chordata; Actinopteri; Salmoniformes; Salmonidae. The transcript has 8 exons. The coding region runs from base 1268 to 2746 and encodes 492 amino acids. Gene Ontology annotation, molecular function: DNA-binding transcription factor activity, RNA polymerase II-specific; RNA polymerase II transcription regulatory region sequence-specific DNA binding.